AGAGAGAUGGGCUCUUUUUCCUAUCAUUAAUAUCAACUUGUGAUUUGGGUGAAGGAAUGCAGAAUGUAAACCAGAUCACGACUGUCCGGACUGUGGAUCCAGCAGCAUCACAUUACGGAAUGCAGAAUGUAAACCAGAUCACGACUGUCCGGACUGUGGAUCCAGCAGCAUCACAUUACGCUGUAACUCAGAAGGAAACUUGGAACAAGACAAUCACCGCCCACAGUGGAGGUGUUGUCAGCACGCCUCAGUUUACUGAUGUUCAUGUGACGGGGAAUAUAAAUUUCACUGUCAACAACACAUAUGUCCAACCUGCUGCCAGGACAGAUGGGACUGAUGUUAUUACUCCCAAAACUGAAGGGCGCCCACCCACCGGACGGAUGACAACAACUACAUCUAAGUGGGCCACUGAAACAGGAGUGAUGCAGUUGACCAGCAGUGAAGUCAACAUACCUGUCACCCCAGAUGAAAUGUCUCAGCAGGAGCUUGAGCAUGUUCAACCUUUGGAUCAUCAGAAGUCCAUCGAUGUUAUUGCCUCUGAAUUGAAAAUACUAAAGCAUCAUACAGCUUGUAUGGAAGACUGUAGGGUCCAAAUAAAGAAGAUCUUUGAAAACCCUUCAGACGGUACAAAGCAGCUCCAAGAGGAGGUUCUGGCAGCACUGAGAAAUUUUCAGGAUUCUUUCUCCUCAUACUUGCUGGACAACACCAUGCAUUGUAACCCAAUUCAACCAAAGAAGAUCAUCAUGUCUCGACAGUUUCAUAGAGAUAAGAAAAGACAUUUUUUUUGUGUAACCAAAAGAAGUUUUCUCUAUAUAUCCCUUAUUAAGAGUCUUGGACAGUUGUUGUCCAAUUCCACAGUUUUUGAUAUGAUCAUCACCACACCACAGAGAUGCCGAAAAGAUGGCUUUUUGUGUGACAUAAUGGAUGGGAGCCUUUUCAAAUCCCACCCACUGUUUUCAAAAAAUUCAUCUGCUUUGCAGCUGAUUUUGUUCGCUGAUGAAAUCCACAUAAGUAAUCCAGUGGGGUCACAUGCGACUGAAAAUAAAUUACUGAUAUUUUAUUAUACUUUAGGAAACAUAGACCCCAAGUUUAGGUCAAAGCCUUCUGCAAUUGGACCUCUUGCUAUUGCAAAUGUUAAUGAUAUUGACAAGUGUGGCUUUAAUGUCAUAUUACAAGAAAUCUGUAAAGACUUAAAGUUGCUGUAUAAUGGUGUCAAGAUCCAAACAUGCAAUCGUGAAAUUGAUUUAUUUGGUGCUGUAAUUUCAGUAUGCAGUUACACACUUGGACAACAUGAGCUUACUGGGUUCAAGGAGGGAGUUGAUUUUCCCUGUAAGCACUGUGAAUGCACCUUAGAGGAAAUGCAAAAUAAUUUUGUCGAACAAAGUUUUACUAAAAGGACGAUGGAAAAACACAAACCACAGUGCGAUAAAUUGAAAAGGGCUGUAACAUUCUUAAAAUCAACUUUGAAACCCAACAAUAUAAAAAACAGAAAAGGCAAGUUAGUUGAUUUUCCGUCCUUUGAUGUUAUUCAGCAAACUCCACGUGAUAUAAAGCACGUCAUUCUUGAGCGAGUUGCACCCAUGGAGAUCAAGUGUGUGUUAAAACACCUAGUUAUCUCUGGGCAGAUGAAUUUGAAACAGUUCAAUUCAGACAUACAUGAAUUUUGCUUUUCACUAUCAGAAAUACGUGACAAACCUGAUCAUAUCAGUGUCAGUACCUUGGCAUCUAAUGAUGACAAACUUAAACUGUCUUCUGGGCAGAUGCUGACGCUGUUACAGAUCAUGCCUUUCCUGUUGAACUGUGUAGAUAAAAAAACAUGUAUUCAGUUCGUUUUGGACUUGAGGGACAUCGUUCAGAUACUUUUUGCUCCUGUUUUAUCUGUGCAAACUGUAUCAACACUGAAAGAAAUGAUUGAAAAGCAUCUGAAAAAGUUUAAGGAACUUUUUCCUGACCAUAAUAUAACUCCAGAGCAACAUUACAUGCUGCAUCUCCCUGCUCAAAUUCUCUCUCUGGGCCCUUUAGGUCAUAUGAGCAUGAGAUUUGAGUCAAAGCAUCUCGAACAUUUAUCAACAAUAUUAAACUUGAAAAAUGUCUCUAACUUGCAUGUAAACCACAAUCAGCCUUUUGAAUGUCGUCAAAAUGACACAGAGAGUCCCAUUUUAGGACAUGAGAAGGAAUUAGCUCCCGUCUCAAAAGGGACAAAUAUGGAGCACAUUACAGCAAAGAUCAGAGAUCAUUUCAGGGUUGAUGCAGUACAACAUGUUAACGCAGUUAAGCAGCUUAUUCUCAAUAGUAACAAGUACAUUAGUGGAAGGUCUCUGAUAAUCAUCAAUGCAAAUGGGACAGUACCUGUCUUUGGACUCCUAAAAAACAUUUAUGUUUUGAAAGACUGUUCAUUGCAUUGUUUCGAAUAUCAGCCUUAUGAGACUCUAGGCUGGAAUAAAGAUCUUUUAGCAUAUGAAGUUGCUGUACCUAAUCUAGCCCAGGAAACACGGUUGAUAAAUGCUGAAAAGCUAGUGGAUCAUAUGUCAUAUUUUCCAAUCAGUUUCAAAAACCGUGUGUAUGUUACGACAAAAUAUAUCCUUGAUGAUGUCAUUGCUCUAAAAGAAGCAUACUGACACUGUAUGAUGUAAACAUAAACAUACAUAAUUGUAUGGGCUAGGCAUAAAUAUGAAAUUGUUCCAAUUUCAUAUAGGUUUUA
Messenger RNA from Seriola dumerili (greater amberjack), 2701 nucleotides. RefSeq lists its product as uncharacterized. The record is from RefSeq and is a predicted model, not a curated record. NCBI's taxonomy places the organism in Eukaryota, Metazoa, Chordata, Actinopteri, Carangiformes, Carangidae. The transcript has 6 exons. The coding region runs from base 57 to 2618 and encodes 853 amino acids.